Molecule: messenger RNA, 1545 nt
Organism: Alternaria ethzedia
Lineage: Eukaryota; Fungi; Ascomycota; Dothideomycetes; Pleosporales; Pleosporaceae
Exons: 4
Coding region: 1-1545 (514 amino acids)
Biological process (GO): transmembrane transport
Molecular function (GO): transmembrane transporter activity
Source: RefSeq, a predicted model, not a curated record
AUGGGGGUCAAGGAUACGAGCGACGACAAGGUACCCGAACUGGAUACUUCCAAAAGGAAUGGAGGCAUUGUACUCUCCCCGCAACCGUCCGAUGACCCAAACGACCCUCUGAACUGGAGUUUGAAGUGGAAAUGCAUUCAUCUGCUCAUCCUCGCUUUCGGUUCUGCAGUCACGAACGCAACCACGACUAUGCUUACCCCAGGCUUGGAGCCUCUCACCGAAAAGAUCCAGAGCAAUGAGGGCGAUGUGUCGACAUGGCUGCUUACAGCACCAACAUUCUGGACUUCAGCCGCAGCUUUCGUCGCGGUUGCGGGAACGGACGUUUGGGGGCGAAGACCGUUCUACAUCUGGAGCGUUGUACUGCUUGCUCUAGCCAACUUCGCGGCUUACCUUUCUUCAACAUUCCCCAUGCUAGCCGUCGCUCGAACAGCUGGUGGUCUCUUCUCUGCACCUUUGUUCACCCUCCUUACCGCAACGAUCAGCGACAUUUUCUUCGUUCACCAACGAGGUCGAUCUAUCGCGGUGUGGAAUCUGAUGCUGAACUCUGGAGCUCAAGUUGGUCAAAUUAUCGCCGGUUUCGUCACCGAUCAGUUCGGCGUUUCCGCCAACUUCCUCAUCACCGCCCUCAUCUACUCAGCUCUGAUCCCCGUCUUCUACCUUACCAUCUUCGAGUCAGCCUACUUCAACCGUAAGACGGACGAUGUCACAACAAUCCACGUGCCCGCCGAUAAGCUAAGCGCAGAAUGGGACGAGGAAGAUCUAAAGGCCUCCAUUCGACCUGCGAGGCAGACAUACAACGAGAAGCUAGCACUGUCUCGCGGCCGACUCUCGGAUAAAUCGUUCUUCAAAGGCAUUAUCAAGCCCCUUGGCCUCAUCAGCUCACCCAUCGUCUUUUACAGCUGCUUUCUCAACACCACAGUAUUCCUGUUCCUGGCUGGCAUGUCCACCUUCAUGUCAAUCCUGUUGUCAUCUCCUCCAUACGAUUUGACACCCAGUCAGAUCGGUCUGACCAACUUGCCUCUAUUUGUGGUCGGUCUGCUGUCUGGACCAUUCUUCGGCUGGAUGUCUGACGCCUCGGUUGGCCUGAUGGCGCGCCACAACGGUACCACUAAAGGCAUGGUCGAGCCCGAAUUCCGCCUCGUACUCCUCUUGCUUUCGACCCCAAUCACCAUGGUCGGCUUGAUAGGUCUGGGUGCUUCUUUCCAGAACAGUCUGCCCCUAGUCUGGAUUCUCGUCUGGAUGACAGUCACCAACGUGGGUAGUGUCGCUGGCGUACAAAUUGCCAUUGCCUACGUCAUCGACUGUCACCCCGAGCAUUCUGCUCAAGCUUUCUCCUCAAUCAACAUGAUCUCGGCUGGUGCUGUCACUGUUGGUAUCACUCCGAUGAUUGGCUGGCUUGAUACUGCUGGACCUAUGGCCGUGUUCGGAACCCUAGCAUCGGCCGCUGCCAUUGUUACCGGAGCUGCACUUCCACUCUAUGUCUUCGGCAAGAAGAUUCGCGCUUGGUAUGAGAGUGCACCCUGGGCCCAGAAGCUUCUUGACUGA